GUUAGUCAUCGCGAAACUUUCAUACGAAACGGGCAGGGAAACACGUAAUGCAAGUAAGAGCGGGGGAUGAAAAGCAUCAGCUUCGAUAAUUGGCUCAAGAGCUUCAGAUACAAUGCAGGCAUCUUUAGCUUCAUCGUUAUAAGAAGCAACCCAUCUUUUAAUAUUUUAAAACCACUCAACUGAUGAUUUAGUGCUUGAUAGUGUUUCACAUAGUGGCGGAUAUUUGGGAGUUUCUUUGAGUCUUUCUUAAACAAACGGAAGCUUUUCGUAGAUCAAACAAUCAAAACAUUGCUGUAUCAACUGAAAUAGUGCAUUCUUGAGAAUUUUCAGUAUUAGAUGAAGUUGUCGGAACUCGUGCGGUCUAUGCAGGAUUGUUCCCGCAUCCCCAUCACCGCCGCCACCGCCAUCGCCAGCAUCGCACCCCCGGACGAUAUGAUCGGUCGUAAAGCAUUGCCACCGAAACCGGAUUCAGGAUCGCCCCCACGAAGGCAAUCCGCUUAUCGACUAGGCGCAUCACAAAAAUAGUCAAUUCUUGCGAAAAAUCGGGAAAGCUACAAAAAAGCUCGCUAAAAGUACUACCGCAAGUACUGCGCGACGUAACGAGGUCGGUAUGCCGCUGAAAGGAAGAAAUAAUUAACAAAACGCUAGCCAACUUUUUCAUUACGCUCUGUUCGGGACACAAAGCAAUCCUCAAGUGACAACCCUGGAGCAACGCAAACGGUAGAGAUAAAGAGAGACACGAAGCCCGGAACCACUGCCAACCGAACAGUAACGGCCCGGCCUCUGGACGACAGCCAUCGGAACAUCAUCAGAUCUCCCUCCCCACCCCCCAGGGGGAGAGUAACUACAAAAUUGCAUUAAUGUGAUGCUAUCUCUCCGGAGAGCAGGCAAUGCAAUUGCCAUGGAGUUUUUCCACUCGACAUGUCGAAUGUAAAACUGUUUUCAGCAUGCCUAUAAUUAUCCGGAUUUUUUAAUCCCGCUUUUCGCAACGGUAGCAGCAGCAGCAGCAGAAGCAUAGCAGUAGUGCGCCAUUUCAAUAAUUACCAUCACGACCAUCAGUAGCUGCAGCGUGUCCCUUUUGUUGUCCUUCUUUGGUGCAGCAGCCAACAGCGGUCGGCGAUCUCCAGCGCAGAGUGAGUGGUGGGGUGGUUGUCGAAAAUGAUGCCGCUAUUGUCCACCAGCGGAAGCCCGAUCCUUCAGCAGCUAGCAGUUCAUCAUUUGCUUACGAAUUCACAUCCGCCUUCGAAGAAAAUUCCCAUUCAACGGUACGAAAUAAGAUGGAAGUUCUGUAACUAAACGGCAGUCGGAACCAUUCGAGUCAACUCUACAGCAACAAAAAAAAACGGUCUCAAAUGAGGACCAAGCACUCGAACCCUGUCAAAACAUCGAGCGGUGGUACUUGAAGAAGUGGAGAAGAGACGGUGUACCCGCGAGAAAAUCGUGAACAGUGAAAAGUAGAAAGAAAGGCGUCAAACGUUUGCCACUCCAAACGUAAGAGGAGCCAGGCAGCCAGUGCAGUGAGUGAAAAGUGGUGCGAAUCAAAAUCAAGUGUUGAAAAUUUUGCUUCUCCGUUCGUUUAAAGCUUCCAAUUGAGUUGUUUGCCUAUUCUUUUUUUGGUUGUCAUAACUGAGCAGUCAUCUGUUACGCUUAGGUUGCGAACGAAUCUUGUUUUAACAACUUCCCCGCUUGUUGUUCGUCGCAUGAUACGAGAACCCGAAACUGCGUAGCCGCUGGAUAGAAAAGUUUUUCAGUUGAAUGUUGAAUUGGUUUGAAUACUUGUUAGAACCAACAUUGGCCGCAAGUAACGUGGAAAACACAAAGCCAGGGCCAAAGCAGCGUUUCUACUGGAGUGUCCUAACGGAUAAAAACUACUUCGUUAAGGUCUAGCAGGGGAAAAACAAAAACGGAAAUAAGAACGAGAACAACACUUCGUCACGCUACAUCCAAGCAAAAAAAAAACAUCAAAGGAAUGUCAUGCGUCCGAAUGACGAAGAAGUGAUGUUGAAUUAAGCAAUCGCAUAAAAUGUUGUGUUGUCACUUUCACAAAAGUUUUCCAACCACAACGGCAGCAACGGAACAGCAACAGAGCAAGUGAAUUUUCCGUAGAUUGUGAAACCGUCUGUUUGCGUGUCUUAGGAAUUAAAUUCUUUCGGUUUGCUUGCCGAAGGCGAACCGCUCAGUUCAGUUGGUGUGGUGUUUAUUUUACGGCUUUUCGUGCAGUUCGUGCUUAAUGAUGAGCUAUAUUAAACGCGUUAUAAUACCGCUUGACAGUUUGAGGAUUAAGACGGGAAAUGAGACUAAAUAUUAGGUAAACGAAACAGAAGUGCUUCUUACCGUGGUGCUAUAAUCGGGCGGGAAAGGUGAUUCAAAAAUCUGAUAACGAUCAAACUAAUCCGAAAGCUUCCAGAAGGAUAAAGCGGGAAGGAAAAUAGGCUCGUGUGGUUAAGCGUAGAUAUUCUGUAGCGAGGACACAGCGAGCGCGGGACGACCGAAGCGGAGUAGCCAAACAUACAAAAAGUAAUUAUAAUUUCUACCACUUCUUCGAUAAGAAUAUUAUGCCAAAGUGUUGGAAAAGUAAACCGACGGGCUAUGUUUGUGAUGCUGUCAGUUCGCACAACAGCCACCGUUCGUGAACGGCCAGCCGAGACGGUCAAGAAGGCAAUCAACAUAAACCAGAUUAUCAAGCACAUCAACAACCGCAAGGUUAGAAAAAACCAACAGCAGCAGCAGCAAAGGUUAAACAACGCGAAACCAACCGAUUGCAACGACAAAAAGCGCAGCAACACAAGUGGCGAAAGCGACGACAACAACAACAACAACAACAACAGUAGCAGCAGCAUUAGUAAGAGUAACAACAUCACCAUCGACAGCAGCAACAAAAGCGACGAAAAGAAUCUACGCAGGGACAAGAACAGUUACCAGAAGCCAAUCGAUAAGAUCGAUAAAACAUCGAUCCAGUUCAUUGCACCAACGACGCCAAUUAGUACCACGACGACCCACGGUCCGGGCCGGCUGGUACAGAUUCCGGAGAAGCAGCAAAACAAAGAUCACCCCGCAGUUACGGUUAGCACACUAACCGCGACCACCAAUUCGGUUUCCUCGGAAACGGAAAAACAGGACACAAGCCAGAACGACCAGCAGGAUCAGCUCCCGAAGACCAAGUUUCUGCUGCCGGAGUUGAACAACUUCCGCAAGCCACCAACUGUACAGGUACCUGUGGCAACGAUACUCAACGACCUUAGUCCCGUGCCUGCGCCAGCAAAAGUCACAAAUAAAAUCUCCAACUCGAACCCUAUGAGUCCUAUGAACCCCGCCGGGCUACAAAGUAACUCGCCGGACGUUAAGGCCAUGCGGUACUACAGAUUGUGGAUCUACACAUGCAACGCUGUGCUCUUGAUGGCGGUAAUUGUAUUCUGUGGCGUUGCGGGAAAAAUUUUACUCUCCGACUACAGGCGCUUGCUGGUGACAGGGCUCAGUCUGACGCAGCCGAGCUUCAUCUACGCGUACCUCGCGCUACUGGUGCAAUCAGGUUUCUUACAACUGAUAGGGUGUCUUGGUGCCUUACGACUAUCGGAGAAAUUAUUAAACGCUUACUGGUUGCUUUUACUCGUAUUGUUAAUAGGAGACGCAAUGUUAGGCAUAUUCUGGAUGUUCAAAUUUGACAGGGUAAUGAACGAUCUGCAGCCGAUGCUGAGGAAUCGCCUAGCCCAUGAAUAUGGAAAUUCAAUCGAAUUAACAGAUCUUUGGGAUCGGCUGCAGAAUGAAGGACGAUGCUGCGGGGUAGCUGGACCACAAGACUUCCCGAUCCACGUGAACCGGACCUAUCCGGAUUCCUGCUGCGCCUCGGACGUCAUCGAGCAGAUCAGCAUAUCGCGGAGACCGCUGGCGUCGGCCGUCGUGUUCCGCGGGGAGGACCUGGACGACCUAGCGGCUGCCUCCGCGGCCGUCGGUCACAAUUUCAGUGAUAUAAACGAUGCGUGGAGUCUCAUUACGGCACCCAGCAGCAGCAUCAGCAGUAGCAGCGUUAGUGGUAGCGGCAGCGGUAGUUUAAGUUCCAGUAGCAGCAGCAGUAGUAGCGGUGCGAGUGGCGGCAGCUUCAGCAUUCGCAGCAGUAGCAGCAGUGUGCUCAGCGCAACCGGAGCCGGAAACGACAACGGCCCUGUCAGGACGAUCACGGCCUGUCGAGCGGUGUAUCCGCAGGGAUGUGCCGACCGGAUCGUAUCGUGGCUGCGCCAGACGGCGGACGUCCUAUUCGUGCUGGGCUACUGCGUGAUAGCGUUUCUGAAGCUGUGCUUCCUUGGCAUCCUCCGGUACGAGAUCAAAGAGAUGAUUCAAAAGAUCAAACUUCUACAAACCGAAAUGGCCGGAGCGAUCCUGAAUGGGGUGGACGACCAACAGCAAAUUCAGCAGUUUACCCUGUUACAGCAGGUAACGAGUACGUCGAUCAACGGCGGAAUACACGCCGAGCCGAAGGUCGGCAACCGAGACCGGGAACGGACACGGAUAGAGGCCGCCGAAAGCGAACGGGAAUCGCUGCUGAACGCACAGCAGCAGCAGCAGCAACAGCUACAGCAGGAACCCACCCCGAAGCUGCUCAAGCAUCGGCAGCUGUACACGUGCAUCAACGAGCAGCACCUGUGCAGUGGGAGUGGGAACGGUGGCGGAGGAACUGGCAGCGGCGGCGGCGGCGGAGGUGGCGGCGCCGUAGGCGGUUGUGAGUCCGACACGAACUCCAACUGUGCGCUGCUGGUUGAAGAUAACAGUUCAGCGCUGCUGUCUUCCACGGCGGGCGCCAACAAGACAAUAAACGGUAACAACAACUACGAACUGAGCGAGUUCGACAGUAAGGCGCCCACUUACAGGCUUCUGAACGCACCGACGGUCACUAGAAUCUGACUACGGUAUUAUCUGGAGCAACUGUUUGGCGAUCGCUGGCGGAAAGCGAGACCAACGGCGCGAAACCGCGCCGAAGACACCACGAGCAGCGGAAUGGGGGCCUACGGCUGUCAACAGCAACAGCAGCAGCAGCAACAGCAGCAGCAACUGCAACUGCAGCAGCAACAUGUACAGCAGCUUGAACAGCAGGACAGUGCCAGUAGUAGGGAGGGUCUGAAGAUUAGUAUGAUCCAAAGGUUGCACAGCAUCACCGGUAGCAGUGUACUCAGUGGUAGCGGGGGUAGUGGCAGUGGCGGAAGUGGUGGGGCAAAUGAUUAUUCCGGAGGUUGUGGUGAUGGGGGCGGAAACUGCGCGAGCACGACGGCCACCGCCGGAAGUAGCAGCAGCAGUAGCGGAACCAACGUCGGUGGUGUACCGGGAGAAGAAGGUGGUUCGAGAAAGCGACGAUCUCGGAUUACCUACGAUCGAGAGCAGGGCGUGCGGUUCUACCGGGGAACCGAAACUACCGACAGUAACGAUUGUGAUUGUGAAGAUAUUUGAAGGCGACGGUAGCGAGGACGGUGAUGGUGGUGAACGGUCAAAAAGGGUUCAAAACCGAAUCAACUGUGAGAAAAUCAAUGCUGUGAACUCGUUAAGUUACAUGGAAAAAAGAUUUAUGUUAUCGAAAACUCUAGCAAAAGGCUUAGUUGUUCAUGCAAAACUUCCGUGCAAGUUUGGUCAGUUAGUAGUAGAAGGCGAAAAAAAACAAGAAGUUGUUGUUCUCCCCUAUAGAUAAUAAUAAGCGUCAACCUUAGUGAUUAUGAGGCAAAAUUGACAAUGUAGCUUUAGUUAAACGGAUUUAAAGACCUUCGCAAACAUGAUGCAAGCCAAUGCACAGAAGGCAAAAACGAAACACACACAAAAUCGAAAUCAAUCUAGUCAUGUAGCCUUCGACGUAAGUACACUCUUCGGUAAUUCUAGUUAAGAUAACCUUUCAUAAUUCGAUUUUUUUUACAUCACUCAUGAAGUGCAGGAAAAAAGUAGUCAUUCGUAGAAGCAGCGAAAACAAAGGUGAAACGAUCUGAACCUAUAAUCUAAAAAUAGCACAAUAAGGUAUUUUGGCUUUCGGCUCCAGCGAAUCAUCACCCUCAGCUGAUCCAACCUUUCGCACCGUUGCGUUAAUGUGUUCGUGUCUGGCGAUGGCUGGCAUCCCUUCGACUGCAAGGAAGCGAAAUCUUUCCGUACCGUUACCAUUUACUUCCGUUUCCGUAAUGGCCUUUCCAAAUAAGAUGCAAAUUGGAUUAAGGUGAAACCUGUUCGUUGAACAAUGCGAACGAACGGUGUGACACGACGGCGUGACGACGGUACGCGUGAAACAAAACGCCUCUUCCGGGAAUCACAUGAAUCUGGUGGUGUUUGCGAAACGAAAAUGGGUGAAAACGUUCAAUGAAUGAUUUGCUUCGGUGAAACUGACGUCUAUGAGAUGCCGAAUAAUGAAAUGCAGAUUAACUUACUUAUUUGUGCUCCUAAUUGAAUUAAUUGAAUAUCGAAACUUUCUUACAAACUCUUGAAUUAGACUAAACAAAUGCAAAGUAUCCUGGCCUGCAUGAAUUUAAAAACAUUGAUGCUUUCUACGCACAUCUUAUAAUUUGAUAGCACAAAAUUUGACAAAUUAUUUACACUACCUUUUGUCCUAAAUAACUUUUAGUUCCAACGUAGCAACUUUCACAAUCUUUGACACCACUUUUGUUUUACAGCGUUUGUAACAUCAUGAAACAAACAUGUUUGAAUGUUUUGAGUUGCAUAUAUUACUUUAGACGCGAUCGCAAAGCAUUCCCGAUGGAUAUUGAGGUUCCCAGCCAAAUUCAGAGCAGGUUGAGCCGGAUUCUGUCCAAGUUGUUCGCCAACGAUCUUUACGUUUUAACGGUUUUUUAGACGUAGAACUAUGUCUUACCACAAGGUGUCAUUCCAUAAUUUAAACUCUAGUUACCGUAACGAAAAUAUGAAAGAUUCUGAACGGUAAUUGCUUUGCCAAUGCUAAAUCGGUUCGAUUUAUAAUAGAUGCUGCAAUUGUGUGGUUAUAUGUUUGUUUUUCAAUCACUAAAUAGUGAAAAUUGACGAAAAGUUUUAAGGUUCAGUUUACCUAUACAUUUUCUGCUUGAUCGGCUUGCUCCACAGACAGGGACGACAGUUAAAUGCACCUUUUGUUUAUUGUGAUUUCGAUUGCUUUCCUUUUAGAAAAAAAGUGACAGAGUCUCCCGAUCCCAACUGGUCGAAGAUUCUUUACGGCGAUUGAACCUAGACCAAUUUGAUAUCUGUGUUUGGGAAGUACACCAGAAAAAGUGGCAAAAUCUCCACAUAAGGCGAUCAAACCUUGACCAGUUUGAUGUCUGUGUUGGGGAAUAGUUAUGGUAUUCGAUUGUGGUACGAUUCUAUAUGUUCAUAUUUGUGUACGUAUGAGCAUGUUUGCCCUUUGAUUGGAACAACAGUGCAGUGGAAAGAAGAAUGUAUGUUGUGGCAAGGAUAUGCUACUGAGAAAAAUGGAUUCACGGUGUUCAAAAUACCGUUAUUAAAAAAUAAAAUAGGCCAUAUAAACGGAAAAUGCCAGUUGGUUUGUAUUGCUAUCCUACAUCUCUGAGCCAAUUUUUAAAAAAAUCGUUCGACGAAUUUUUGAGUUACGCCCUUUUGAAGUUGUAAAGGGCAGAUUGCUCAUAGAAAGUAAAUAAAAAUCUUCAAUGCCACUUCCAAAAUGAACGUAAAUCACAGCCGGUAUUAAUUUUUAUGCUUAAUAAUAUGUCCAUUGUCGACCAUCUAAGGAGUUUUACACUGUAUUGGGACUAAUCGGAAAUGUUCCGGAUUAAGUUAUCGCUGUGGGAAAUGACCAGUAUCGAAUAUCUAAUCUAAUCUAAUCUCACACUAACGCAGCCAAUUCUUGAAGGCAUCCUGGAAAAUGACUUGAAUCAAUCAUUUUUCUUGUCAACGGCCAGGCCAACUGCGCAGCAUGUACCGCAGAGAGAAUUCCAAGGAAUCAAGUGGAACCAGAAAAAUAUCUAAUUCCAUUAAACUCCUUGAAAUCAAGGGGAAGGAAGAAAGCGUGGACCUCCCGUACCAAACGCUUCUCGUAUACAUAGAUAAUGAUUUAUUUACAAUCGUUGGGAGUAUCUUUGCUAAUAAAGGUUAAGUGAUACUCCGGAUCCUCAGGGAUGAACUAAUGGUAUUUAGACCAGAAGCCAGGCUGCAAUUGGCCAAGGAUAUAGCGCCUUAUUUCGCUCUCUGAAAAUAGCUUAG
Sabethes cyaneus is the source of this 8163-nucleotide messenger RNA. RefSeq lists its product as uncharacterized. The transcript is spliced from 14 exons. The coding region runs from base 2590 to 4896 and encodes 768 amino acids. The record is from RefSeq and is a predicted model, not a curated record. Gene Ontology annotation, cellular component: membrane. NCBI's taxonomy places the organism in Eukaryota, Metazoa, Arthropoda, Insecta, Diptera, Culicidae.